This is a messenger RNA of Parnassius apollo (apollo), 1629 nucleotides long. The record is from the annotation of a GenBank genome assembly. NCBI's taxonomy places the organism in Eukaryota, Metazoa, Arthropoda, Insecta, Lepidoptera, Papilionidae.
AUGAUGAAUGGAAAUGGUUCUCCAGGAACUGGUUCUCUACCGCCGACUUUCCCAAAAAUCGCCGGUGCCGAGAAUAGCAUCAGUCACCGCAACCGCAGUACCACCAGCAAUACUGGCCAUUUAAAACUCCUUAAACCAACAUCGCAAGGUAGACAACAAAUUGCAGCCGCAAAUUUACAACACAAGGCGAGAGCAGCGGCCAACGCCGCGCCCGCGGUAGGCACCGCAGCAGGCAGCCAGCACUUCACGCCGCCCGCCGUUAAUCAAGCGGACGAUGUCUCGCCGGACAUAGACAAGAUUGUACGGAAGAAGAAGACGAUGAUCAUAAGAAUGCUGUUCUUGGCUGUAGUUGCUUGGGCUUCAACAGAGAAGUCAUGUUACUGGAACGCUUUUUGUCCAUACCCAAUGUACUCGAGCAAGACCCCGUAUGAUACAGUCAGAGGAGAUAUCAGAGACUAUCCGAGUCCAGAGGGUUGUCAGGCGAUAAGUGUUUGGUCACUGCACAGGCACGGGAACCGCAAUCCUAGCUCCAGAGUCACAGCCGACAUCAAAGCAGUCGCUCGCUUAAAGGAUAAGAUCAUUCAGAGCUUUGAGAGUGGCAGAAGUCAAAUGUGCUCGCAGGACAUUGAAGAAUUUAAAAAAUGGAAGUGGAACGAAACUCUUGAAGAAUCACAAUCGUUCCUUACUGGGACAGGUUAUGAAGAACUCUUUGACAUAGGGAAGCGUCUUAGGAAAAAAUAUCCUCACCUGUUGCAAGGAUCUGAUGACAAAUACUACUUUAGGAGCACCAACGAACAGCGUAACGUUGUCAGCGGAAUGGCGUUUGUCCAUGGUCUUGCGGAAGGGACCGAUUUGAAUCUCACUGUUGAUGGACCUUGGGAAAGAGAUGACAUCAUUCGUCCGUAUCAAAACUGCGACAGAUAUCAAGUGGAAGUGAAAGGUGGCCAGAAACUGGAGGAUGAACUGGACGCAUACUUCCGCAUAGUUGAGUUCCAGAUGGUUAAGAAUAAUGUCCAGAAGCGCCUAGGCAUAGACACACAGUUGUCGCCUAAAGGCGUAUACUCGUUAUAUGAGAUCUGUCGCUUCUACCGCUCCUGGACUCCCACGAAGCAGUCACCUUGGUGCUCCGUCUUUUCACACCAAGAUCUUGUUGUACUAGAGUACAGGGAUUACGUACGUCAUUACCAUCUUAAUGGGUACGGUUCUUGGGUUAAUGUACACCUAGGCGGCCCUGUGGUGAAGGAUCUGUAUGAAAACUUCGAGGCUGCAGUCAAUGGCAGUGGCAGGAACGUAGUCUCUUAUUUCACACACGACACUGUGAUGGAAAUGACUUUUUGCGCUUUGGGUUUGUUUAAAGACGACGCUCCAAUCAGAGCGAGUGAGAGGAAUCCUGAUAGACUUUGGAAGACCAGAUUUAUAGCGUCUUUCUCCUCAAAUUUAAUCGCUGUUUUAAAUAGUUGUCAAGAAUCAGGAUCUCAAACGUACCGUGUUCAGUUCUUUAUAAACGAACGAGAAACGGAGUUGUGUCCCAUUACUGGAUGCACUUGGAAGCAGUUCCAGGAUAACUUCCACAGGUUCACAAAAACUAAUUUGGAUUAUUGCAGUAUAAACAACACUGCUGUUUUUUAG